AUGAAAUUUAAGGUUUGUGAACGUCAGAAAAGACUCGCGGCUCGGCGGUCAUACAUAAGCAAAAGACUACGGCGCAGAUGGCUUAAUCCUUCAGCUCGUCGUAGCAAAAUAUUUAAUGUUUUGCCAGUACGCGAUGAUAAGGAUACAACAGAAGAUCACACUAGUAGUCAUGAAUCGUCUGAUGCAGCUGUUAAUACUGAUUGGGUCAUCGAUGGAUACCGUACCCCGCACGAUACAAACUCUCUAUGGAACUUGAAGAAAUGGUUCAUGCAAUUGCACAAGGACUGGAUUCCGGAAGAUGAGCUAGUAACCCUGGCACAAGUAUUCGCAAGCAUGAUAGCAUACGGAUGCAAAUAUGAACCCGAGCUUAUGGAGCGAGUGACCGAACUUGGCAAGCCUGUGGCUAAAGUUUAUUAUGAAUUGAAAAGUAAAAGAACUUCCUGCGUCCAAAGCAGGGUGCAGGACGAAAACCAUACGUCACAGGAAAGCGUGGAAGCAAAAACGGAAGAGCUACUAGACUGGAGGCUAUAUCCUGUCCAUCCAUCUCUCACGCUGGACGAUGUACUCCGAAACAUCGUUGUGGUAAACAAUUCACUCAAAGAAACAACGGAAUGGUUCGAACGUUUAGGCAGCGGAACGAUUUCGAUUGCUAUCAGCUCAAUAUCGCAAGGGAUAUUCGAGGUGAAAGCCUAUGCUGCCAACUUUUUCAUCAACAAAACAUCCGGCACACACCGUAAGGCUUAUGCACAAUGUGUGGCUGAUUUGUUGGAAAUCCUGAAAUACUACUGUUAUCAGGUGAAUUACACACAGCGGUUUCCCUACCUGAAUUACAAUGUAGAAAGGCUUCCGAAUGAAGCCAGCCAUCAACCCGUGUCCUGCAUCGAACAGCACAAUAUCGGUUACCGAUUGCUUCAAAAGCUAGGCUGGUCGGGUGGAGGAUUAGGGUCAAAGCAGACGGGCAUAUUGCAUCCGAUCGAAGUGUGCUUCAAGCACGAUCGCCGAGGGCUCGGAUCAAAAAAGCGCACGAAAAUGUAUGGGACGGACAUGGCCGAAGACUAUUGCCCUAUUGAUGUACAGUUUUAUCAUGAACUCAUGGAUGCGAUCCUUAGGCGGCAACCGUACUAUGAUCUCAUCUUUUCACCGGACUUUACCGAGAGCGAACGUAUACUUUUAACCAGGUUAGCAGUGCAGCGAAGGCUUCGAUGUGAAACACGAAUCAGCGAAACUGGACAAACUCAGUUUGUGGUCAAACGCUAUCCUUUACCACCGCAUGUCGUCCUUACGCAGGUGCUGGUAGAAAAUCAUCCGCUCGUGUCGAAGUACUAUGAAGUUAAGCCACCCAGGAUGUUCCAGUCGACCCUACACAGGUGCAUUGGUUUUAUACGAUACUAUCAUUGGAUUGAUCAUUAG
Messenger RNA from Anopheles maculipalpis, 1410 nucleotides. RefSeq lists its product as uncharacterized. Gene Ontology annotation, molecular function: nucleic acid binding. Bases 1 to 1410 code for a protein of 469 amino acids. The transcript is spliced from 4 exons. Lineage: Eukaryota; Metazoa; Arthropoda; Insecta; Diptera; Culicidae. The record is from RefSeq and is a predicted model, not a curated record.